GCUAUUCCCUGUCUUACUCUUCCGUAGCAUUAUAUAUAGGACGCAUAGAACACCUUAUAAAGCGACAGCGAUGUGCUUAAGGUUUUAUGCGUGUGGCCAUCAGCGAGCAGUGCUGAUAAUGCUGUGUCUGGUGACGCUGCUGCAUGUUACAUCGCUUUUCGUCAAUAUUCGCAGUCUAUGGGACAGAGCCCCACCACAAGCAGGCUUCAUCGCCCAGCCAACCCUGGACGUCCUAACACGAAGCCAGACCCUCAGACAGCAUGUGAGGAACGCCUGCAAGGCACUUGACUUCAAGGAAAGCAAGAAGCAGAGCGUCACAUUGCCAUAUCUGAUCUACGACGACACGCAUAAGGCGAUCUACUGCUACAUACCCAAGGUUUCGUGUACGAGUUGGAAGAGAGUGUUCCUGACGACGACUGGGAAAGUGGCGCCGGGACAAAACAUCACCGAAAAUAG
Molecule: messenger RNA, 456 nt
Organism: Eriocheir sinensis (Chinese mitten crab)
Lineage: Eukaryota; Metazoa; Arthropoda; Malacostraca; Decapoda; Varunidae
Product: carbohydrate sulfotransferase 11-like
Exons: 4
Biological process (GO): carbohydrate biosynthetic process
Cellular component (GO): membrane
Molecular function (GO): sulfotransferase activity
Source: RefSeq, a predicted model, not a curated record